Messenger RNA from Pteronotus mesoamericanus, 1829 nucleotides. RefSeq names its product terminal nucleotidyltransferase 5B (gene TENT5B). The record is from RefSeq and is a predicted model, not a curated record. The transcript has 2 exons. Gene Ontology annotation, biological process: mRNA stabilization. Gene Ontology annotation, molecular function: poly(A) RNA polymerase activity; RNA binding. Bases 1 to 1287 code for a protein of 428 amino acids. NCBI's taxonomy places the organism in Eukaryota, Metazoa, Chordata, Mammalia, Chiroptera, Mormoopidae.
AUGAUGCCGUCGGAGAGCGGAGCUGAGAGCCGGGACCCGGCGGCUGCGCAGGCUGGGGCGGCUGCGGCCUCGGCGGUGGCCAUGGCCUCCCAGGCAGGCGGCGGCCCCGACCCGGAAGCCUCUUCGGCUUCCCUCGGACGGCACCUGAGUGGGCUGGGCUGGCCACAGGUGAAGCGGCUGGACGCGCUCCUGAGCCAGCCGAUUCCCAUUCACGGGCGCGGCAACUUCCCCACGUUGAGCGUGCAGCCCCGGCAGAUCGUGCAGGUUGUCCGCAGCAGCCUGGAGGCACAGGGACUGCGCGUGCAUAGCGUGCGGCUGCACGGCUCGGCUGCCAGCCAUGUGCUGCACCCCGAGAAUGGCCUGGGCUAUAAGGACCUGGACCUAGUGUUCCGCGUGGACCUGCGCAGCGAGGCCUCCUUCCAGCUAACCAAGGAGGUGGUACUGGCCUGCCUGCUGGACUUCCUGCCCUCUGGUGUGAGCCGGGCCAAGAUCACGCCACUCACACUCAAGGAGGCAUACGUGCAGAAGCUGGUGAAAGUGUGCACAGAUGCGGACCGCUGGAGCCUCAUCUCUCUGUCCAACAAGAGUGGCAAGAACGUGGAGCUCAAAUUUGUGGACUCAGUCAGGCGCCAGUUCGAGUUCAGCGUAGACUCCUUCCAGAUCAUCCUGGACUCCCUGCUGCUCUUUGGCCAGUGCUCAUCCACGCCUAUGUCUGAGACCUUCCAUCCAACUGUGACAGGCGAGAGCCUGUACGGGGACUUCAACGAAGCCCUGGAGCACCUGCGGCACAGAGUCAUCGCCACACGCAACCCCGAAGAGAUCCGCGGCGGUGGCCUCCUCAAGUACUGCCACCUCCUGGUACGUGGCUUCCGACCACAGCCCAGCACCGAUGUGCGUGCCCUGCAACGCUACAUGUGCUCCCGCUUCUUCAUCGACUUCCCGGACCUGGUGGAGCAGCAGCGCAUGCUGGAGCGCUACCUGGAGGCCCACUUCAGCGGGGCCGACUCAGCCCGCCGCUAUGCCUGCCUGGUGACAUUGCACCAGGUGGUCAAUGAGAGCACUGUGUGCCUCAUGAACCAUGAGCGCCGCCAGACGCUGGACCUCAUCGCCACCAUGGCGCUCCAGGCGCUGGCUGAGCAGGGCCCAGCUGCUGCUGCUGCCCUGGCCUGGCGCCCUCCAGGCCCCGAUGGGGCUGUGCCCGCCACUGUCAACUACUAUGUGACCCCUGUGCAGCCUCUGCUGGCCCGGGCCCACUCCUGCUAUCCCACCUGGCUGCCAUGUAACUGACUCAGACCCUGGCCAGGAGCGACUGGGCCUCCCCAGAUGGAGUGGGGCCUCCAGGAGUGUGUGGAGGGUGCGUGGGGCGUGGUAGCUUCAGUGUUCAUCAUCUUGAAUUGAUUUCUAUGGGCUAGAAAGGGCCUUUUUGGCUAUGGCCAGCCUUCAGUGAGCCAGCAGCCUCCAAGGGCCUGCUGCCCACACAAUGACUAAAAUAUGGUGCAUUAUGGGAACUAGUCACUUUGGGUCAGGCUGGGCCACUCACAGGGCCUGGUGGUCGAACCUGGCUAAUCAAUGCGGGGAGGGAAGGUGAGGCAUGAGGCAGAUCCACGGAGAGGGAUAUGUUUGGCCCAGUCCCCUAACACUCCUAUCCUCAGCUGUCAAGGUGUGAGGUGAGCAGGCACCAAGUGGCCUGGGGUGGUACACACGCCAUGACCUUUCUAGGGUGUUGCUUCCUUCCCCAAUGUCAUGAGGAAUACUCCUGCCUGGGAGCUUGUUCUAGGAGGGGCCUAAAGUGGCCACAGUCAAGUGUUCCCACCCCACUGGCCUGGUUA